Sorghum bicolor (sorghum) is the source of this 1958-nucleotide messenger RNA. RefSeq names its product DDT domain-containing protein DDR4. Lineage: Eukaryota; Viridiplantae; Streptophyta; Magnoliopsida; Poales; Poaceae. The coding region runs from base 82 to 1593 and encodes 503 amino acids. Gene Ontology annotation, cellular component: RSF complex. Gene Ontology annotation, biological process: regulation of DNA-templated transcription. The record is from RefSeq and is a predicted model, not a curated record. The transcript has 11 exons.
CCUUCCCCUAAAACCAACUCCCGCCCGCCUCCACGCCCACAAAAAUUUCUCCCCUUCCCGCCCACCGCUCUCUCUCACCCAAUGGCCUCGCCGGCGAAGCGCGCCAAGGCAUCGUCGCCGGCCAAGCCCCCGAGCGCGGCGGCUCCCGACGAGGCCGCCGCCGCCGCCUCUGAGGACCCCGUCGUCCUCCUCCGCCGCCGCUGGGAACUCGCCUCCGUGCUAAACUUCCUCAGGGUGUUUGAGCCGGUGAUCGAGGCGGACUUGCGGCUCUCCGCGGAUGAGAUCGAAAUGGCCCUCGCGUCCAACAACCGCGACCUAGCUCGCAUCCACAUUGCACUUUUGAAGGGAAUACCUCCAGUUAACAAACAUCUACAUGAUGAGGAUGGAUGGAUUAUAGUAACUGCCAAAAAGCUAACAGAUUGGUGGUCGUGGGUUGCCGAAGGAGCAAACCCAUUCAGAAGUAAUCCAGGGAAGGAAGUCGAGACGUAUAAGCAGCAAGAUCCAAUCAAGCGGUUGUUGAUACUAAAAGCGCUUUGUGAAGUCCGAUCUGAGCAAAAUGAUGUGGUGUGGUAUGUUAAUGAUGAAAUGAAGAAAGGAAUGCAUAUUUCCAACUUUCGGAAAGAUAAACUAGGCAGUGGCAGUAGUGGGACAAUAUACUGGUAUGAUGGUGAUUCAACUAUUGGCCAUAGAUUAUACACAGAAGAUGUAACAGUUGAUUUUAAGCAGAAUUGGAAGGGGAAGGGUGGCCGAUUGACAAAACCAGUUACCAAUAUUUACUGGGAAACAGUUGCAACUAACCUUGAUGAGUUUCUUGAAAUAUCAGAGAAAUUAUCCAGAAAGGGUCAUGCUGAAUCAGCUAUUGCAGAGCAUCUUAAGACAGAAAUUGUUCCAGCUGUGGAGAAGUUUCAAAAGAAAAAAGAAAGGCUUUUAAAACGUCAGGAGAAGAAGGACAAAGUUUUAGCUUUUGCUAACACUUUCCAAACCCGUUCAUUGCGUGAACGUAGGCCUGUCAACUACAAUUUCUCUGAUUAUGAUCGUUCCAUUGAGGAGGCGAUAAGAGCUGUUCAGAAAGGAAAAGAACAAGAUUCACAUGAGGCAUUAAUAAAAGAGAAACGUGCUUCACAUCAUGGAGACAAAGGUGCCAAUGGAAGAUCUGACAUCAGUUCUGAAAACAAAAAAACUGUAGGACAGGAGGAUGCCAAGUAUCUAAGUGACCUGAGCUCUGGUGAUGAGGAAGACAGAGACUAUAAUGACAGGGAUGUCAGCUCCGCUGACAGUGACGAAGAAAAUAAUGUUUCUGAUUCCUACAAGAGCGACAUGGAAGAGGAGGAUGUGUUUGUACCACGCAAGAGAACCCGUCUUGCUGCCCGUUUGGCAAAUGACAAGCCUCGUGCAGGGCUUCGUCGGAGUCAAAGAAACAUGAAGAAUGAUGAAGAGACUAUGCAUCCAGGUCAGCUCACCCCUCCACCAAUGACAAAGAAAACGCUGAGGCAAAGGCCCACACCUGUCUCCAAGCAGCCUGACACUGCUUUCUCGGGCUCUGAAGAUGAUCUUGCACGGGUUGUUGCUGACUCAGAGGAUGAAACUGAGUAACUUAACUGAGGUUCAGUUAGACAUGCGGUAUUUUGCAUUUUGCCUUUGUAGGAGCGGUUGAAUUUCACAGGUUUAGCGUCACUAGGCACCUCCACUAGUACCGGCUGGCGGAAAUCAGAUGCAGACAGCACCAGCAUUUUCCCCAUUGCUGAUGAGUUAUCUUCACAAAGUCAUGGAAACACCUCUAACCCACUUGUAUGUACAUAUGCGCCUAGACUGCGACGCAUCACCAUGGAGCACCCAAAAAUCUAGCUGAUGAAUGCUUCUGAUUCUUGCACUGCGCGACCAGCUGUAAAAUAUGUUAUCCAUGCAUUUUAAGGGAGAUGGGCUUAUGUUUGCCUGAAUAUCUUGCCUCUGCAACUUCA